AUGACGGAACCGCUGGAGCUAGUCCUUCAGCUGCGCGCCGCAUAUUCCGAAACGGUUUCGGACAUCUUCCAAGCAGCGUACUUAAAAACAGAGUUUUCAAAAUCCCGCCGACAGAACUGCCCUCUUCCUCUCAUCUUUCCGGCAUGUUUCUGCUGCAUGUUCGGUCGUGUACACUGUACACACCGGGCUAGUGAUCUGUGCACAAUUUUGCCCGUGUUUUCACCGAUCGUAAGCUUCGUUCGACAAGAAGGGUGCGCUUCAGGGCAACUUAGACGGUCUUACUUCUUGCUCAAUUCGGUUGGGCCACUCUUCCAUGGCUUCCUCAACGAAGCGCGUGACAAGUGCUUGCAUUAUAGAGGGAACGAAACUUAUAACUACGGUCCUCUUCCGCCUGAAGGCAAAAGCCCGAUUGAGGUGUUGAUCAACGCGAUCAGCGGAGUGAACGUUACGCUAGUCAUGAGUGGUUUGGAGCGGUUGCUGCAGGACUCAUACAAGUUCAUCGGCUUGGCGGACGAUCUGCACGACAUCAAGGGGUAUUUAAACGAUAUGCGCCUAUGCUUUUUGGCACUCACCAUAACUCUUUACGUCGGCGUAUUUCUGUACGGACUGGCUUACUGCAUCAAUCGAACCAGACGUCAUCAUCGACCGAACAAUCCGGCGAUGUACGACGAAGAGGUUGCAUGGGACAAUCACCACUCGCACCGACCAAACGACUCCUACGCCUACAGAUCGGCAGCGUACAAGAAAUCGCAGUUCAACCGCCAUCGUUACGGCGGCGGUGCCAUGGCUGCCGUGCAUGAAGAACUGGGCGAUACUUCGGCAUGCAAACCAAACGGCCCCCUGGACACGACGGUGGUCAGCAGUGAAAUGGCUGAACAGGAAAAGUUUCCAAUCACUACGUGA
Messenger RNA from Soboliphyme baturini, 903 nucleotides. The record is from the annotation of a GenBank genome assembly. NCBI's taxonomy places the organism in Eukaryota, Metazoa, Nematoda, Enoplea, Dioctophymatida, Soboliphymatidae.